CAUCCUGCAGUGACUGCUGGGAAGAGGUGCAGUCGAGGGAGGGAGCAAUCUAAAGAGGUAAACAUCGCUGGAAAGCCAUCUUCCUCCAGAAAUAAUGGCUGAAAAUGAGAUCUCAGAAGACACUGACAAGCUGAAGCGGGGUCUGGUGAAGGUGCUAGAAUGUGUGGCCACCAUCUCCUCAGCAGCAGCGGUGGUCAAUCCCAUCUUCGGCGUGACUGGAUCUCUCCUUCAUGUGGUUCUGCACCACGUGAACGAUGAAGACAUUCAGAAACUCAAGCGAGAAUUCGGCAGCGUCAGUCGAGCUCUAGACGAAAUUUCACAGCAGAACCAGAAUGUGUUGCUUCAGAUCAGGAAGGAGACGGUGGACGGACUUUACUGUCGUGUAGAAGAAAACAUUCGCAAUCAAUUUAGCAAAUUUAUGGACACUGUGGAGGCGUCGUCAGGACAUGAACCGCGGAGGAAGGAGUUUGAAAUGAGCUUCGUGAUCAAUCAGUGUGACCAGAACCUGCACACGCUUUAUGGUGGAGUCAUGGGCGAAUCCAAGAUCUUCUGUCAGCCCAUAUUAGAGGUGUACAUGAAGCAUUCGCAGGGCGAUCGACGCAUCAUGGAAAACCUCUGCACGCGGCUCUCGUAUCUGUUCUGCAUCGGCCUUAUUGCAUUAAUGGGCUACGCCGGUAUCGUCGGGGAUGAUGAGGAAGCUCUACGCAUCGAGUGGGAGGAGAAAAUGAAAGAUGUGGCUAAGAAAAUGACAGAAGUGUUAAAGAGUUAAGAGGGAUUUGAGUUUUUAACCCAUUUUCUGUCUAAUUAUCCUAUGUUUUUUUAUAUUAUUAGAUUCUAGCUCCCACUAGACACCCACAUACUAUAUGUUUUAUGUGCAUAUUGGAAUAUCACAUAAAAUAUACUUAACCCUUGUGUACUGUUUAAAUUUACUACCAUUUGGUUAUGUUCAUGGCUGUUUUUUCCCAAUUGACUUCCAUUAUAAUCAACAGUAAACAUUACCAAUUUUACCUCUUCCCAACAAGGAAAACCCGCAACAAUCAAGAAAGCAAGAUUAUAGAGACAGUGCUCACUGCAGAGCCUCUUGGGCUCCAAUGAGGGGGAGCUUGAGCUCCAACUCCUCCUCCUAUAAGCUGUUUUAAUGCAUACACGCACCCCACAUCACUUGACAUCACUUGUAGAAGAAGUGCAAGGAAGGAGGAGCUGGAGCUCAAGCAUUCCUUUGCUGGAGCUCAGCUCUGCCCAAGUGGCUCUGCAGUAAGUAUCCCUUGAGAUUAUAUGGUGUCAUGACUUUGUAAUCAAAAAAUGUGGUUAUAAUGAAAGUCAAU
Molecule: messenger RNA, 1325 nt
Organism: Danio rerio (zebrafish)
Lineage: Eukaryota; Metazoa; Chordata; Actinopteri; Cypriniformes; Danionidae
Source: RefSeq, a predicted model, not a curated record